Homo sapiens (human) is the source of this 2722-nucleotide messenger RNA. RefSeq names its product apolipoprotein B mRNA editing enzyme catalytic subunit 3D (gene APOBEC3D). Bases 394 to 1761 code for a protein of 455 amino acids. Gene Ontology annotation, cellular component: cytoplasm; P-body. Lineage: Eukaryota; Metazoa; Chordata; Mammalia; Primates; Hominidae. Gene Ontology annotation, molecular function: hydrolase activity; zinc ion binding. Gene Ontology annotation, biological process: defense response to virus; clearance of foreign intracellular DNA. The transcript has 6 exons. The record is from RefSeq and is a predicted model, not a curated record.
AGAGGAAGCCUCGCUCUCUCACCCAGGCUGGAGUGCAGUGGCAGGAACUUGGCUCACUGCAACCUCCGCUUCCCAGGUUCAAGUGAUUCUCCUGCCUCAGCCUCCAGAGUAGCUGGGAUUACAGGCGCACGUCACCACACCUGGCUAAUUUUUGUAUUUUUAGUAGAGACGGGGUUUCUCCAUGUUGGUCAGGCUGGUCUCGAACUCCUGACCUCGUGAUCCGCCCGCCUCGGCCUCCCAAAGUGCUGGGAUUACAGGCGUGAGCCACCGUGCCCGGCCGGGAGGUCACUUUAAGGAGGGCUGUCCAACUGCAAGGAGCCGCAAGCAGGAAGUGAAACCACAGCACUUCAAAAAAAGAGGGAGACUGGGACAAGCGUAUCUAAGAGGCUGAACAUGAAUCCACAGAUCAGAAAUCCGAUGGAGCGGAUGUAUCGAGACACAUUCUACGACAACUUUGAAAACGAACCCAUCCUCUAUGGUCGGAGCUACACUUGGCUGUGCUAUGAAGUGAAAAUAAAGAGGGGCCGCUCAAAUCUCCUUUGGGACACAGGGGUCUUUCGAGGCCCGGUACUACCCAAACGUCAGUCGAAUCACAGGCAGGAGGUGUAUUUCCGGUUUGAGAACCACGCAGAAAUGUGCUUCUUAUCUUGGUUCUGUGGCAACCGACUGCCUGCUAACAGGCGCUUCCAGAUCACCUGGUUUGUAUCAUGGAACCCCUGCCUGCCCUGUGUGGUGAAGGUGACCAAAUUCUUGGCUGAGCACCCCAAUGUCACCCUGACCAUCUCUGCCGCCCGCCUCUACUACUACCGGGAUAGAGAUUGGCGGUGGGUGCUCCUCAGGCUGCAUAAGGCAGGGGCCCGUGUGAAGAUCAUGGACUAUGAAGGUGAGAGGUGCAGGGGUCAGGGGAGCAUGACGGGGAGGAACAGCCUCAGAGAUGGAUGGAUCUGCAAUGCCAUGGCUGGGGGUGUUCCAGGGCAGCCUGCAGGGGUGGGGCUGGCACUGAUUGCAACUGACAGCCAGGAGACCAGGCCUGGGAGGGCAGGCCCAGGGUCAGGGGAGAGCCUGAGUGCUUCCCACCUCUUCAUCUCAGACUUUGCAUACUGCUGGGAAAACUUUGUGUGCAAUGAAGGUCAGCCAUUCAUGCCUUGGUACAAAUUCGAUGACAAUUAUGCAUCCCUGCACCGCACGCUAAAGGAGAUUCUCAGAAACCCGAUGGAGGCAAUGUACCCACACAUAUUCUACUUCCACUUUAAAAACCUACUGAAAGCCUGUGGUCGGAACGAAAGCUGGCUGUGCUUCACCAUGGAAGUUACAAAGCACCACUCAGCUGUCUUCCGGAAGAGGGGCGUCUUCCGAAACCAGGUGGAUCCUGAGACCCAUUGUCAUGCAGAAAGGUGCUUCCUCUCUUGGUUCUGUGACGACAUACUGUCUCCUAACACAAACUACGAGGUCACCUGGUACACAUCUUGGAGCCCUUGCCCAGAGUGUGCAGGGGAGGUGGCCGAGUUCCUGGCCAGGCACAGCAACGUGAAUCUCACCAUCUUCACCGCCCGCCUCUGCUACUUCUGGGAUACAGAUUACCAGGAGGGGCUCUGCAGCCUGAGUCAGGAAGGGGCCUCCGUGAAGAUCAUGGGCUACAAAGAUUUUGUAUCUUGUUGGAAAAACUUUGUGUACAGUGAUGAUGAGCCAUUCAAGCCUUGGAAGGGACUACAAACCAACUUUCGACUUCUGAAAAGAAGGCUACGGGAGAUUCUCCAGUGAGGGGUCUCCCUGGGCCUCAUGGUCUGUCUCUUCUAGCCUCCUGCUCAUGCUGCACGGGCCUCCCCUCCAUCCUGCACCAGCUGUGCUUUUGCCUGGUCAUCCUGAGCCCCUCCUGGCCUCAGGGCCAUUCCAUAGUGCCCCCCUGCCUCACCACCUCCUCCCCGCUCUCCCAGGCUCUUCUUGUAGAGGCUCUCCAUCCACCUCCCCAGUCCUGUUCCCCCAGCCUGGGUGCCCCUAACUUGACUCUUCCCAUCUCCCCAGCAUAACCAAAUCUUUUUUUUUUUUUUUUUUUUUUGAGACGGAGUUUCACUCUGUCGCCCAGACUAGAGUGCAAUGGCUGGAUCUCAGCUCACUGCAAACUCUGCUUACUGGGUUCAAGUGAUUCUCCUGUCUCAGCUUCUGAGUAGCUGGGAUUACAGAUGCCUGCCACCACGCCCAGCUAAUUUUUUUUUUUUUUUUUUUUUUUUUUUGUAUUUUUAGUAGUGACUGGGUUUCACCAUGUUGGCCAGGCUGGUCUUGAACUCCUGACCUCAGGUGAUCUGCCCAUCUCUGUCUCCCAAAGUGCUGGGAUUACGGGCGUGAGCCACCCGGCUCGGCCGCACAACCAAAUCUUAUUAAACUCAAUCUAGUCUGGCCCUGGUGACUCACGCCUUUCGGAGGCAGAGGUGGGAGAAUCGCUUGAGCCCAGAAGUUUGAGACCAGCCUGGGCCACACGACAAAGCCCCAUUUCUACAAAAAAAAAUACCAAAAAAAAGCCAGAUGUGGUGGCAUGCACCUGUAGUUUAAGCUACUUGGGAGGAUGAAGUGGGAGGACUGCUUGAGCCGGGGAGGUGGAGGCUGGAGUAAACUGAGAUCGCGCCACAGAACUCCAGUUUGAGCAACAGAUCAAGACCCUGCCUGAAAAUAAAUCAAUAAAUACACUCAACCUAAAUGGAUAUGAAUAUAUGUAAGUUGAAAACCA